AUGACCCCACUUCGGCCGAGAAUGGGUCGCACAGUGACCCUCGUGCUUGCCAUGUCCACCUGGGUGAUGGGGGUCAUUCUGGGUAUACCGUCUUUGAUCUACUACAAGACCUACACUCAACCCUACCCGGACGGCGAGGAAAGGGUCAUUUGCUACCCAGAAUGGCCCGAUGGGGUCACCAACUUGUCCAUGAUGGAAUACAUAUUCCGGCGCGGUUUCAAGCAGUUCUUUUCAUGGCUGCCUUUUGUCAACCUCAGUCCGGAAGUGCUGACAAGACGGGAAGUGCUGACCAGCAAACGGCGUUCUUAUUCGGCCGCUUCUCCAGAACGGAAUCGCAUCGUUAGAAAUGUUGCCGGCCAUGGUAACCACAGCACCCAGCAUUUAAACCUCCACACAACGCGACCUCCCACGACAUCCACUGACACCUGCUACAUGAACGUGAACGAGACCGAAGUGUCGGCACGAAGGCUUCGCUCUUUCAACCACCAGAACCCCUGA
Messenger RNA from Brassicogethes aeneus, 498 nucleotides. The record is from the annotation of a GenBank genome assembly. NCBI's taxonomy places the organism in Eukaryota, Metazoa, Arthropoda, Insecta, Coleoptera, Nitidulidae.